AUGAAGUCCCCGCCGGCAUCGCCAUCACCCUCACACUCGGAUGUCCCUGUGCAAUCGGUGAUCUUUGUGCGGACAGAUUGCAAGCAAGGGCGCCCUCAGUGGGCGACUCCGUUGGAAGUGGUGGUGGCGUUGGUGUCAUCCUGUCUCGUCGCCUUCGUGGCCAUCGUUUAUGUGAUGCUUAGGCUGUGUGCACGUAAUCCGCCACCGGCAUCGGCAGCUGCAGCGACAGCAGCACUGCAAUUGGCAGAGGAGCUGGUUGAGGAGGAAGCUCCUUCCCCGUCUACUUUGUUCAUGCAUCCACCAUCGUUGACAAACCUGAUUGUUUUAAUGCUGAAUACCAUGGAGAUCAAAAAGGACAAGUUGGAUAUUCUCUCCAAUUUGGGGGACCUGGUGGCCGGUGUCCCAGCCAAUAGUGGCAAUACUAAACCUGUUCGUGCUGCCGCGGUUCCUCCUCUGUGCCAAGCCAUGGCGUCCGUCGAUCCUCCAAGGAAGAAGAAGAAAGGUCGAUACGGCGUCGCAGAGCUGAAAACCCUAGGGAGCCAGCUUCUCUCUUCCGCUUCGCACAUCAACAACCUCCCUCUUCUCCUCACCUUCCUUUCUCCUUCUUCUCCUCCUCACCACGUCCUCGAGUCCCUCCUCUCUCUCCACUCCUUCUUCCUCCCUCUUCUACCCAAGCUCCCUUCCUCCUCCUCCUCCUCCUCCUCCUCCGCCGCCGCCGACCAGUCCGAGUUCAUCUACCUCACCUGGCUCCGUUCCAAGUUCGACGAGUUCAUCAAGUCCCUCCUCGACAUUCUUGCCUCGCCGCAGUCCGACGAGACGCUCAAGGAACUCGUCCUGGACACACUGAUGGAAUUCGUGAAGGUGGCCAACGGGGGCAUCUUCCACUCUGCUUUGUACCACAAACUUCUUCUUAGCAUCGUUCACUCCACUAGUUCCGCUACGUUUUUGGUGGAUCUACUGGGGUCCAAGUAUUUCAAGUACAUUGAUGUCCGCUAUUUUACAUUCAUAAGUCUAAAAAAGCUGGCUACUACUUUGGAGGGCAAAGAUGCCUCAGAUGAUAAAUUUACAAGUGCAGAUGGCAGCGAUGAAAGUCAACUAAACUCAAACAUGGAAUGUUUCAUCCACAAUAUGUAUUAUACUAUAUCGCAUGUUCCCCCUCUUCAAGGCUCAGAUAAUACAUCUGAUUUGGAAAUGUGGAGCGGCAGCUCAGAGAGUGACCAUAAGCAGCUUUCUGGAGAUUUGUGUGCGAAUGAUAAGCUGCUGAAGUCCAAGAAACCUAACAAAAAUGUAUUGUCAGCAGCCAAAAUUGCCAAGAAAAUGAAGUUAAAAUUUACUAAAGCAUGGAUUGCGUAUCUUAGAUUGCCACUUCCACUUGAUGUUUACAAAGAGGUUGUCAUGAGAUUCAAUGUAGGAGCAGAAGGGAGAAAAAGCACAAAUGAUGGGAUUGUAACCUGGAUAGUUCUUGUUAAUCUUCACCAGGCUGUAAUUCCUCAUCUAUCUAAUCCGAUCAUGCUAUGUGAUUUCUUAACAAGAUCAUAUGAUGUUGGUGGUGUGGUCAGUGUGAUGGCUCUCAGCAGCCUUUUUGUCCUAAUGACCCAGUAUGGAUUGGAAUACCCAAAUUUCUAUGAAAAGCUAUAUGCCCUCUUGGUUCCAUCUACCUUCAUGGCAAAACAUCGAGCAAGAUUUUUCCAGCUUCUUGAUUCUUGCCUCAAGUCACCUCUUCUUCCAGCUUACCUGGCUGCUUCCUUUGCAAAGAAACUGAGUAGGUUGUUGCUUUCAGUUCCUCCUUCAGGGGCAUUAGUUAUUACGGCUCUGAUUCACAAUAUUUUGCGCAGACAUCCUUCAGUCAACUGUUUGGUGCACCGGGAAGAUGGUGUCGACGAAGGGAAAAGUGAUCAUAGAACAGAUGAAGGAGCAGCUGCCAACUCAGAUAAUGUCAAGACUGGUGCCGUACCAAGCAAGAAAUCAGGCAUUGACCAUUUUAACAGUAUUGAAACUGAUCCCAAGAAGUCAGCUGCCAUGAAUCUCUUGGAGCAGGGAGUUCUCUUUGGGAAAUUGACACUAUUCUUCACCACUACUGUCCUCCUGUCUCAAGGCAAGUUUGCUUUGUCUCUUGGGAAUGAUUUGACAGUGAGGGCCAAGACAAGUGAAGUUAAUGUGGGUGAUUUUAGUGCCGGUUCAUAUGCAACAAUCCUUGGAGCAGAGAUGACGCGGAGGGUAAAGCAGGUUCCCUUAGCAUUCUACAAAGCAACUCCUUCCUCUUUGUUUUCAGAGACUGAUUUUGCUGGUUGGACUUUCAAAUGUGAAGAAACUCCCGAAAUGAUCAAUGACAAUAAUGAGAGCAGUACUAAAGAUCUAUCGUAA
Molecule: messenger RNA, 2364 nt
Organism: Sphenostylis stenocarpa
Lineage: Eukaryota; Viridiplantae; Streptophyta; Magnoliopsida; Fabales; Fabaceae
Source: the annotation of a GenBank genome assembly